This is a messenger RNA of Sus scrofa (pig), 4445 nucleotides long. RefSeq names its product eukaryotic translation initiation factor 1A X-linked (gene EIF1AX). Gene Ontology annotation, biological process: translational initiation. Lineage: Eukaryota; Metazoa; Chordata; Mammalia; Artiodactyla; Suidae. The record is from RefSeq and is marked validated. Gene Ontology annotation, molecular function: RNA binding; translation initiation factor activity.
AAAAGCGACGCAAGCAGCCGCGACGCCAUUUGCUGCGGCCGAGCGUGGGCGCAGGCGGGUCUCGGAAGAACUCGGUCGCGAGACUCUCCCGCGCACGCGACCCGGUCUCCCGCGCCUGCCUGCUGCUGCGCUGUCCCACCCGUCGCCCCCCGGAGGAGUCGCCAACACCUCCCCGAUAGGAGUCAGCGAGGUCGCGAGGCCGCAGUCACCGCCAUGCCCAAGAAUAAAGGUAAAGGAGGUAAAAAUCGACGCAGAGGUAAGAAUGAGAAUGAAUCUGAAAAGAGAGAGCUGGUGUUCAAAGAAGAUGGGCAAGAGUAUGCUCAAGUAAUCAAAAUGCUGGGAAAUGGACGAUUAGAAGCUAUGUGUUUUGAUGGUGUAAAGAGGUUAUGUCACAUCAGAGGGAAAUUGAGAAAAAAGGUUUGGAUAAAUACCUCAGACAUUAUAUUGGUUGGUCUACGAGAUUACCAGGAUAAUAAAGCUGAUGUAAUUUUAAAAUACAAUGCAGAUGAGGCUAGAAGUCUGAAGGCAUAUGGCGAACUUCCAGAACAUGCUAAAAUCAAUGAGACUGAUACAUUUGGUCCUGGAGAUGAUGAUGAAAUCCAGUUUGAUGACAUUGCAGAUGAUGAUGAAGAUAUUGAUGAUAUCUAAAUCAAACUCAGCCUUUUACAUUCCACUUUCUCUGAAGAUUGUUCAACAAUUUGGAUUUUGGCUGUGACCUGUUAAAGAAGAUUAAAAUCUCAUUAGCAUGAGUGCAAUUUGUUAAAGCAGACUGAUUUGUUUCUAAGGUAUUUCUUUAAAACUGGUAAUACUGAACUCUCUUAGGUAAAACGUUAAGCCCACUUUGUUCUUUUGACGUAAUGGAGCUUAUAGGUAAAAGACCACAUCUACUGUAUUAAAAAGAAAAAAUGCAUUACUGCCUUUCCCACUUUGACCACUUCCACUAAGUUAAUGGAUGUUUUGAAUAAGCCAUUUGCCGUACAUUCACAUUAUGGAUUAUAAGUAAGCCCUAGAUUUGACUAGCCUGUUGACUGUACAGUAAAUUUCUGUAUAUUCCAGUUACCUAGAUGGUCCCUUUAGAUUUGGGUACAUUUCAAGGGAGGCAGAAAUCUGUAUUUGAAGUCAAAAAUGAUUGGCCUCUUUUUCAUACUUAAGUAGCAUGUGGCUAUUUUUAUACUAAUUUUGAUAAUGUAUAUUCUUUUCAUGAUCGUAUUUUGUCACUGUAAACAUAUCAACAAAAAGGCAUUUCCAAAAUGCAGUUUUUAGAACCUGGGUUUUAAAACCAAUUUUGAAUUUGUUAAGGUUAGUAGUUGCAGAAAUCAAACACUAGGUGGCGCCCAGUUAGUCUUAACAUUGGGAAGUACUGAUAGAGUUGUCCCUUUUUUUUUAACUUUUACUGUGCACAGGAGGAAAUUUCCCAAACAACAAAAGAUUGUGUUGAUCAUAUGCAUGUAUGUAGAAUAUUUUUACAAAACAAAAGGAUUGUUAAAAGUGACGUUUUAUUUUUAGAAGUCAUCUAUCUACAUGUAAGCUACAGUUCCAGUGCUUUAUAAACACUUAAAUUAUGUGUAAAUGAAAAUUUAAUUUCAUAAUGGCUUGUACAAAUUAAGCCUUUUUCAAAGUAUCCCGAAGCUGGGGAAAGAGGAGGGAAUGACAACUUACUGAAAAGAUGGUCUCCAAUUUCUGAAUGGAAGAACUACAUAUGCAGAGAAAUAUAAUAAAGAUGAUGUCAUGCUGCAGAGUAUAUUAUACCUUGCUUUGUGUUUAGGAUGUAUCUUGUUGUGUGUACAGGUUUGUUGGCUUGUAUUUUGCUGGGAGUUUUGACUUAGCUUUAUUAUGCAGUUUUUCAUUAUCAACUCUACUAAGAUGAAAUUAGGGGCGGGGCUGGUUAGACCUCUCCAGCCGCAUUGAAAUGGUGUGCAGCUGUAAAAAGAGAUCCUUCAUUUAGUUUGUGAAGCUUUUAUUCUGUUGGUCUCCAGAGAGCUCUUCAGUGGUGAAAAGUAAGACACAGGGGAGUAAACCUUCACAUGGCUUUAGAAAAUAAGCACAUCUUUAAUCCCAUGCUCAGUAUAAAUUCCUAAGUGUGCAAACUCAGGAGUAAAGAUCUGAGGUACUAUGAAACAUUAUUAAAUCAAAGAAUAGAAAUUAAGAGUGGACAAUUGCAGUUUAUGUUUCUUACUAUUCUAUGGAGUUCCUGAACACUUUACCUAGAUGGAAUGAGUCUGAGACCAUGAUCUGGUUUUUAAUACUUCUAAGGAACCAGCCGUGAAGAAUUGACUUAGUGAUUGUUUUCAUUAGUCAUCUAAACUUGCUAAUAUAUUUAGGCUUCUGUACAUAAAAGUGUUUUGCUAAAUGUGUGCAGGAUGUGUAGAUUUUCCCUCCACAUUGUUUUACCCGAGAAUGUUUUGACUCUGUAUCUGUGCUACAAUUCAUGGUAGAGAUGGUGCAUGCAACUCAAACAUUAGUUUCUCUACUUACCUCCUCUAACAAAUAUGGUUUGUCUAAAGAUUCUUUAACAAAUUACAACUAUGACCCCAAUUCAUGUGUUUGCAAGUGAUGUAUUUUUUUCCUUGUCUAGCUAGUAACAGCCCUAGUGCUGUUGUACCCUAGAGACUCUCAAAUCAUAAUGAUUAAAAUAAUUGGGGUAAACUUGUAGUUCUUAUGCAACACUACUUAGAGGAGUUAUUUUACUAACUUUAAUGUAGAAAUUAGUUUCAUUGAUUUGAUUAUAUUUCACAUGAGGAAUGGAAGUGGUCCUUAAGGGAAAAAAAAAUUGUGUUAUCCUGUUUGAUUCCUAUAAUACAAUGGUAUAAGGUGUGCCCUGAAAGAAAAUAAAAUGUUUGAAAUCUAAGAAUAAUGAUUCUUACUGCUAAGAGAGUAUAGUAAUUAUUCCAAAUGUGUUUGAUAGGACUGCAUUUUUUAUGCAGUGUUUAUUCCACUUCCAAUAGAGUGUAAAUAUGUUGUAUUACUAAGGUGGCUAAAUAACCAAACCAGGUGUUUGUUUAAAAAAAAAAAAAAAUUACCAAGAGUUAAUUGUUUGACUGUCACAUCUUUCUUGAACAUCCAGCCUCUUAAAGAGACCACCUCUUAAGGAGUGUGUAAACUAUGCAUGAUGAAAAUUCUUGUAUUUUAUUAAGGAGUGGGUCGGUUUACUCACCACAUCUGUGGAAUCAUUGUUACAAAUAUAGUUGCUUAGAAAACUCCUUGUGACUUGUAGUUUAACUUCAUCUCAUCUAGUGUAAAUAUUAUAAGAUGUAUAACAUCUUCAGUAGAUACAAACUGCUGUCAGUAUUGACUUCAGAGCAAGUGAGUAAUCAAGUAGGUAAGAGCCUGUUCCAAAUAAAAUACCUAGUUGGAUUUAUACUUUAUUGUGUACAGAUUUAACAACAUCCAAUAUUAUUAACUGUGGCUUGACAGUGCAACUCAGAAUGAAAGUAAGUUCUUUGUGUUACCUGACUGUCCAAGAUUUAAAAGAUGUGUAUUGGUAUGAGGUGUUUCAAUCUCUGUCCUGCUUAUAGUAAGGGGAAGUUUCAUUGAUACCGCUUGGACUCCCAUGAGCUUUUACAUACCAUUUGUGUUGUGUUUUUUAUUUACUGUAAACUACCAUCCUUUUUAUCUUUAUUUUAUCCUUCCUCUUCAGAAAAGAACAAAAUCUGAAUUAAGUCUCAAUAUAAGUGUGAUAAGACACUACCCUUUGCGGUAUGGAGUGAACCAGGGAAUUUGGAGAGUGUAUCGGACCGUCCUCUCUUACCCCCAGCUCCCUAAUAUGUGUGAGGCAGUGUGGUGGAGAGUGAAGAGCAUGGGCCCUGGGGUCAGCCAGCCAGUGCCCCAACCCCUACUCUGCCCUUUACGUGCAAAUGACCAUGGGCACCUUCUCCAGCUUGUCUGAGCUUCAGGCUCCUCACUUGUGAGGUGGAAAUAAUGAAAACAGUACCUGCAGAAUCAGAAUUAUUUGGAGGAUUGAUAAUGUGUGUUCAUAUGUGUAAUGCACUUAGAGCGGUGUCCACUGCCGUUCACUUAAUAUCUAGGACUUGUGUAAGAUAGAAUAUGCACGUCUUUGAUACUCUCUCUCUUUUCUUUGCAGUCGUUGGUUCCUAUAAUAAAAGAAAUGCGUAGGAUAUAUAUUUGUAUAUUCAUGUUGACACGAUAUUUAAAAUAAUUGCUACCACUCAUUUAAUUCAGUAUAAGACUAACAGAUGGAAGUCUCUAAAUUGCUUAAAGGUAUUUUGCAAAAUACUAACUUGCUCUGUAUUUCUUUAGAGAAAGUUUAUAAUUAGUAAUAUUGAUAGUUCUGAUCAUAUUUCAUUCUCAAGUUGUUAAUGAGUCUUUUUUACUAUAGAUUCAUGCCAGCUAACUAUUGGAGGUUUCCUUUCACAUCAUUUGAAAUUAUGUAAAGGAAUCAGAUACAAACUAUUGCGGUUAGAAAUAAAAUAUGAAAUAACUUUCAA